Messenger RNA from Perognathus longimembris pacificus (Pacific pocket mouse), 1911 nucleotides. RefSeq names its product angiopoietin like 4 (gene Angptl4). The record is from RefSeq and is a predicted model, not a curated record. The transcript has 7 exons. The coding region runs from base 185 to 1438 and encodes 417 amino acids. Lineage: Eukaryota; Metazoa; Chordata; Mammalia; Rodentia; Heteromyidae. Gene Ontology annotation, biological process: triglyceride homeostasis. Gene Ontology annotation, molecular function: enzyme inhibitor activity.
GGCAGGCUUGGGAUCACCGUCUUUCCCAUCUGUUCAUCUGUCCGACCUCUCCGUCCAUCUGCGCCCCAGCAGAUUUCCCUGCUGCACGGGGCUCGUCCAGUCCUCGUCCUUGUCGCAUCUGGAAGCGAUCAGGUCCCCCUCCCCCCUGAUUCCCCUCACCCCGGUGCCCAGGUGUUCUGAAGUCAUGCGCUGCUCCCCGACAGCUGGCGCUGCCCUGAUGUUGUGCGCAGCUACCGCCGGGCUGCUGCGCGCCCAGGCCAGCUCGACACCGCUGCCGGAGCCGCCCGAGUCCCCACGCUUCGCGUCCUGGGAGGAGAUGAACGUGCUGGCUCAUGGGCUCCUGCAGCUCGGUCGCGGGCUGCACGAACACGUGGAGCACACCCGAAGGCAGUUGGGUGCCCUGGAGCGCCGCCUGGCCGCCUGCGGCCCGACCUGCCGAGGAUCCGAGACGACCGGGGUACCCCCCGUGCACCCCCAUAGUCCGGGCAUCGCCAUCGGUGGCGAGGUGGCUCCCGAAAUCCUGCGCGAUCUCCAGACACAGCUGAAAGUUCAAAAUGGCAGGAUCCAGCAACUGUUCCUCAAAGUGGCUCAGCAGCAAAGACAUCUGGAGAAACAACACCUGAGAAUCCAACAUCUGCAGAGCAAGAUUGCCCUCCUGGCCCCCAAUCACCUAGACAAUGGAGUGACCCAGCCUACCACUAAAAAGAGGCUCCCCAAGAUGGCCCAAUCUUCUCGACUAGCUCCCAACGCCACCAGCUUGCACAGGCUGCCCAAGGACUGCCAGGAGCUCUUUGAAGAUGGCCAGCGGCAGAGUGGACUUUUCCAGAUCCAGCCUCAGGGGUCCCCACCAUUCCUGGUCAACUGUGAGAUGACCUCAGAGGGGGGCUGGACCGUGAUUCAGAGACGCCAAGAUGGCUCUGUGGAUUUCAACCAGCCUUGGGAAGCCUACAAGGAUGGCUUUGGGGACCUCCAAGGCGACUUCUGGCUGGGCCUGGAGAAAAUGCACUGUAUCACUGGGGAUCAAGGUGGCCGCCUGACUGUGAAGCUUCAGGACAGGGAUGGUAAUGCCAAAUCUCUCAGGUUUCCCAUCCACCUGGGCGGCGAGGACACAGCCUACAGCCUGCAGCUCACUGCCCCUGUAGCCAGUGAGCUGGGCGUCUCUGUGGCCACCCCCAAUGGCCUCUCCCUGCCCUUCUCUACAUGGGACCAGGACCAUGACCUCCGAAGGGAUCUGAACUGUGCCAAGAGCCUCUCUGGUGGAUGGUGGUUCGGCACCUGUGGUCACUCCAACCUCAAUGGCCAAUACUUCCAUUCCAUGCCCCAUCAACGGCAGCAGCGUAAGAAGGGAAUGUUCUGGAAGGGCUGGCGGGGCCGCUACUACCCACUGCAGGCAACGACCAUGCUGAUCCAAGUCACAGAGGAUGCAGAAGCUUCUUAGCCUCCCACUGGGGCCUGGUCCCAGGCUGAGAAGGACAAUGACCAUGACUUUGGCUCAAGGAUUCUGAGCACUCUGUGUCUGGUCAAAGGGGAUCUAGCAAGGGCCACAUGGAGCUUUGUGGACAGAAAAGAAGCCCUUGACUGGGAAGAACCCCUAUAUCUGAGUGGGGUGCUAUGCAUAUUCUGUGAGAUCAGGACUGCAGGGCGAGGUAUGGUCCCUGGGGAAAGCAUAGGAUGCCAGGGUAAAUGGUGUGAACCCCACUUCUUGCCUGCCUGAGGAAUUGAGGACACAGAGGGACCACUCUGGGACGGCCAGGCCGGUCCUUGAUGGCAGACUCAGUCAUAUUGACUGGUUGGGGAAAUGGGGAUCCCUGGGAGGGAGGGGGUCUCCAAUAUCCUCGUGGUGCUCUUGUAUGGGGGAUGCUGUGGUGCCAACAUGGGAUUCUUAGAAUAAAAAGCAACCUCGGAACAUUU